Blepharisma stoltei is the source of this 1077-nucleotide messenger RNA. NCBI's taxonomy places the organism in Eukaryota, Ciliophora, Heterotrichea, Heterotrichida, Blepharismidae. The record is from the annotation of a GenBank genome assembly.
AUGACCAAAUUGCUCUAUUUAAUCGCUUCAUGCCUACUUAAAUUGUCUUUAGAAAUUGACACGGACGCCCCAUGUAAGGUAGUAAGCUGCAGUGAUUCUUUAUCAGAAAACGUAUGUGUUCAUCAAGACGGAGAAACAAUACAGGUCAAAGCAUGCCCAACAAAUUACACUUGCAGCAAUCUUGCACAAUUUGGUGACUGGAACUCCUGGAAAGAUUCCAGCUGUAGUGAAGAUGUCCCUGAAACAAAAGAAAGCAACUGUACAGGCAAUCAUGAACUUGUGACUUAUAAUGAAUGCUGCAGUAAUGAUGAUUGCUUUAGCAAAAAGUGUAAUGAUGGGCAUUGCAAAAGCAUAAAAGUAGGGCAUUACUGCAAGAUAGAUGACCAUUGUGAGCCAAGCUACUACUGCUCUUCAAAUAACCUAUGUGUUCAAUCACUUGUAACUGGAACGCCAUGCCUGGCUUCAAGCCAAUGUGCAGUAGGUAUUGGAUGCAACCAAUACACUUACACCUGUAUAUCUUUUUUUUCGUUAGGUUUUGGAAAAGCUUCAAAUGAAGCGAAAUAUUGCAAAUCAAACUAUGUGAGAAAUGGGAAAUGUGAUAGGGUCAGCAUAUAUGUCGACAACGUAAAAUUAGAAGAACCUUUUUACUGCACUGUUCCGAGUACAUGCACUUAUAAAUGGGAUUCUGACAACACAACAGAUACAACCGCCCCUUGCCAAUGUGCUGGGGUUGGGUCAAAUAUAGGUUUCUGCAACCCUUCGCUAGGGCCAGUCCGAGGUAUUUCUGACGUUUUUUGGCCAAAGUUUCAAUACUCUGACUCAAGCUGCUCUGGAGAUGAUGGAAGCUCAAUUGAUAUUGAUACUCUUUAUUUCUGUAAUGCUGUGAGUGAUGAUGGAAAAAAUUACUAUAACGAAAUGAUGACGAUUUUUUCAGACUGGGCUCUUUAUCAUUCUGGUGCAAUUGACAACUGCUCAGAAGCCCUUAAACUAUAUAAUCCUUCCUACAAGAUGGAUUCCUGGAGCAAAGGUCAUUUACCUUUGUUGGCAUCAUUCAUGUUGUAUCUAAUCUUAAGCUAA